Messenger RNA from Tremella mesenterica DSM 1558, 1964 nucleotides. RefSeq lists its product as uncharacterized. The record is from RefSeq and is a predicted model, not a curated record. NCBI's taxonomy places the organism in Eukaryota, Fungi, Basidiomycota, Tremellomycetes, Tremellales, Tremellaceae. The transcript has 2 exons. Gene Ontology annotation, cellular component: nucleus. Gene Ontology annotation, molecular function: ATP binding; RNA binding; RNA helicase activity. The coding region runs from base 27 to 1964 and encodes 645 amino acids.
CCACCCAUCCACAAAAAAACAAGAUAAUGACAAACCCCCCUGUCAACAAUGUCAACGGUACUAAUGCAAGUACCAAUGGCACUACUGGUUUAGAGAAGAAAUUUAAUUCGAUUGCUCUUAAUCCCACGCGACCAGCUUAUGUCCCGCCGCACCUUCGCAACGCACCUGCUCAACCAGCAGCGAAUUUCGUACCUACUUCCAACGGAUAUCAAACUGGUCCUGCUGGUCUUCCUACUCCUGCGGCAACCCCUCCCACCCGUGGGGCUUACAUCCCACCUGCAAGGGUCUCCGCUGGACCUCCCGAAGACGGAGGUUGGGGUGCUCCCAGACGUCCUGUCGAAAGAAGCUUCGGUUCCGGUCCUCCUGGAUUCGGAUCUUGGAAAAAUGGUCAUGUUAUAGGUCCACGUAACCCUCGUCUUGAGGCUGAACUCUUUGGCGUAGAGGGUGAUGGUGUUCAUCAAGCCACUGGUAUAAACUUUGAUAAAUAUGCCGAUAUUCCCGUCGAGGCUACCGGUCAAGGUGUUCCUGAACCUGUGUUGGAAUUCACCAACCCGCCUAUUGAUCCUGUUCUUCUUGAGAACAUCCGUUUAGCUCGUUAUACCACCCCCACCCCCGUUCAGAAAUACUCGAUUCCCAUCGUUGCGAAUGGUCGUGACCUCAUGGCCUGUGCCCAGACGGGUUCAGGUAAAACAGGUGGUUUCCUCUUUCCCAUUUUGUCCGCCAUGUACGCCGUCGGACCUUCUGCUCCUCCCCCCGACAAUUUCGGUUACGGAAGGAAAAAGUCCUAUCCUACCGCUUUGAUCCUCGCUCCCACUCGUGAGCUCGUAUCCCAAAUCCACGACGAAGCUCGUAAAUUCGCAUACCGUUCUUGGGUCCGACCCGCGGUCGUUUAUGGUGGUGCCGAUAUCGGUCAACAGAUCCGUGCUCUCGACAGGGGUUGCGACAUGCUCUCCGCCACACCCGGUCGUCUUGUCGAUCUCAUCGAACGUGGAAAGAUUUCUCUUUCCAACAUCAAGUAUCUCGUACUUGACGAAGCUGAUCGAAUGCUUGAUAUGGGUUUCGAACCUCAGAUCCGUCGUAUCGUUGAAGGUGAAGAUAUGCCCGGUGUCAUGCAACGUCAAACACUCAUGUUCUCGGCUACUUUCCCCAAAGAGAUUCAAUUACUCGCUCGUACUUUCCUUAAAGAAUAUAUAUUCCUCUCUGUAGGACGUGUGGGUUCCACUUCGGAAAACAUCACUCAGCGCGUCGAAUAUGUCGAUGACCACGACAAGCGCUCUCUUCUCCUCGACUUACUCCUUGCUGAAGAAUCUGGCGGUUUGGUAUUGGUCUUCGUUGAAACGAAACGCAUGGCCGAUAACCUAUGCGACUUCCUUUGUGCUCAACGUCACAAUGCUACCUCUAUUCACGGAGAUCGAACUCAGCGUGAACGUGAAGCUGCUCUGCUAGCUUUUAGGACUGGUCGUGCUCCGAUCCUCGUGGCUACAGCCGUCGCUGCUCGUGGUUUGGAUAUUCCCAAUGUCACUCAUGUCAUCCUUUACGACCUUCCUACCGACGUUGCCGAAUACACUCAUCGUAUCGGUCGUACCGGUCGUGCUGGUAACACCGGAACUUCCACAGCUUUCUUCAACCGUAACAAUCUGAACCUCGCUCGUGACCUUGUCGACCUCCUCACUGAAGCGCAUCAGACUGUCCCGCAGUUCCUGAUCGACAUAUCUUCGGAACGUUCUUUCGGCUUCUCUAGCCGCCCCGCACGUGGUCGCGGUGGUGGACGCGGUGGAGGUAGAGACGCCCGUGCUGGCGGUGGAGGUGGAGGUGGAUAUGGUGCUGGAGCCAGAAACGGAGGAGGAGGUGGUGGUUAUGGAGGUGGCGGUUAUGGCGGUGGUGGUGGUGGUGGUUUUGGUGGAUACGGCGGUGCUGCUGCUGGUGGUUUCACUCCUGCUCCCGCCAGUACUAGCUGGUGGUGA